CCAGGCUCGGCGUCAUCCGUUCUAUCAGAAAACUCAUACUCUACCUGUCGCAUGUUUGCACCCUCUUUUUCUCUUGGACGUUCAACACCAAGGGGAUCAAAACUCCAUCUAUUCAUCCAACCAUCAUGCACGAAGGUGCAAUAGCCGCCGCGGUGGGCUGCCACCGCAAGAAGCAGCGGUCGGUGAGAGACACUAGUCUGAUGCCAAGGCUGGUGUUGACGGACUCCGGCGGGGUCGAGGAGCUCGAGAGCUUCUCCCACUACGUGGCUAGGCAGUUGGGUUUUGAGGAUGCAAAUGAAUGCCCUCAGCUAUGCAAAUUAGCAUAUGAUUUCCUGAGGAAAACCAAGGGGUGUGAAGACAGCAUAUUUGCCUUCUUUGCUGGUGACUCAAAUCCUGAAACUGUGUGUUUGAAAUUUAUAGAGGAAUUAGAUAGGUGUAUACUAGGUUAUUUUGCAUUUCAUUGGGAUCACGCCACUCUUAUGAUUACUAAGGUUUUGACUGCUGAUGGAGAACCCAAAAGGAAGCUCAAGGACAUGGUCAUGGAGGCUACCAGGAAACAGAGGUUUGAGAGGGUAACAAGGGACCUGAAAGUGGCAAGGCUGUUCUCUACAUUGGUGGAGGAGAUGAAGGCCAUCGGGAUCGCGUCGCACGAUGAUUCCCGGUGCGCCGAUGCGAUGGUCCCCGUGGCCUGCGGUGAUCGGCGCCCGGUUCUACUUCUGAUGGGCGGCGGCAUGGGUGCCGGCAAGAGCACUGUGCUUCAUGACAUACUUGAGCAGGACAGUCACUUCCGUUAUACAAUUCAGGAGAAGUGCAAUGCACUGAAAUGUGCCGGAACUCAGGCAGGAAAGGCUUAUUUUGGUUGCAGUGAGUUUUGGUCAAAAGCGAACGCGGUGAGGGUGGAAGCGGAUGCGUUCAAAGAGAGAGAUGUCAUUUACCGAGCCAUCAGCUCAAGAGGCCACCACAACGACAUGCUCCAAACCGCCGAGCUGGUGCACCAAUCUUCAACAGACGCUGCCUCCUCCCUCCUGGUGACUGCGCUCAACGAGGGCCGGGAUGUGAUCAUGGAUGGCACACUUUCAUGGGAGCCAUUCGUCGAGCAAACGAUUGCCAUGGCCAGAGCCGUCCACCGCCGGCGCUACCGAAUGGGGGCCGGUUACAAGGUUGCCGAAGAUGAGAGCAUCACCGAGAAUUACUGGAAACCAGUCGAUGAUGACGACGACGACGAUGAUGACAACAAUAACAACUGUGAGACCAGCAAGAGGAAGCCUUACAGGAUAGAGCUGAUUGGAGUUGUGUGUGAUGCCUAUCUUGCAGUAGUGAGGGGAAUCAGGAGAGCAAUAAUGAUAAAAAGAGCAGUGAGGGUGAAGUCCCAAUUGAAGUCCCACCAGAGAUUUGCCAGUGCCUUCCGAAGAUACUGUGAGCUUGUAGACGACGCCAAGCUCUACAGCACCAACGCUUUGGGAACUGCCAAGCUAAUAGCAAGGAAAGAUGUGGACAGCAACUUGCUAGUGAACCCUCAAGAAUUCAGCUGCCUGGAGAGGGUGAGCAAAUUAAAUGAGGAAGCUAACUCAAUCUGCGAACUCUAUCCUCAUGGUGAUACUGGAUGUGGAUCUCGAUCAAUUUGGCAUGACAUAGUGAUGUCGCCAUCGAGGAAAUCGAUCCAACGAGAACUAAAGGCAGCAGUUCAAAUGAUCGAGAAGCAAAGCUCAUGACCUAAUCACUGUGAAGCCAAUCACCAGGUCCUCGUUGGUCUGAUGUUGUUUUGUACAUUAUGAAUGGCAUGGAAAUCAACACAUGUCAUGAAUCCUACUUUGCCACUAGAUUGUGUCAAUUAAAAAGUGUAUUCUGGUCUCUUGUUUACAGCUCUAGUUAAUGGUUCUCUAAA
Molecule: messenger RNA, 1885 nt
Organism: Phoenix dactylifera (date palm)
Lineage: Eukaryota; Viridiplantae; Streptophyta; Magnoliopsida; Arecales; Arecaceae
Source: RefSeq, a predicted model, not a curated record